UCCACUUCAAGCUGAAAAUACCAUAGUCGACCCAGAAACCUCUGUGCUUGGGAAUUACAGAGGGAUGGGGUAAGGCAGUUCUGUGGCUCAGUGAUUCAGGGCACUGCAAGAACGUCGCAUGCUGAUGCUGUAAGCCAAGCCAAAUGAAAGUCUUGAAAUUUGGAGAGCGACCUCAACCGAAACGGCUCACCAGGGAAGCAAUGCGAAAUUACCUUAAGGAGCGAGGUGAUCAAACAGUACUAAUACUCCAUGCAAAAGUUGCUCAGAAAUCAUAUGGAAAUGAAAAAAGGUUCUUUUGUCCCCCUCCAUGUGUGUAUCUUAUGGGCAGUGGAUGGAAGAAAAAAAAAGAGCAAAUGGAACGGGAUGGCUGCACUGAGCAAGAGUCACAACCCUGCGCCUUCAUUGGAAUAGGAAACAGUGACCAAGAAAUGCAGCAGCUGAACUUGGAAGGAAAGAAUUAUUGCACUGCCAAAACGUUAUACAUAUCAGAUUCAGACAAGAGAAAGCACUUCAUGCUAUCAGUAAAAAUGUUCUAUGGCAAUAGUGAUGACAUCGGUGUGUUCCUCAGUAAACGAAUCAAAGUCAUCUCCAAGCCUUCUAAAAAGAAGCAGUCGCUGAAAAAUGCAGACUUAUGUAUUGCAUCAGGGACAAAAGUGGCACUAUUUAAUAGACUUCGAUCCCAAACAGUUAGCACCAGAUAUUUGCACGUAGAAGGCGGUAAUUUCCAUGCCAGUUCACAACAGUGGGGAGCAUUUUACAUUCACCUCUUGGAUGAUGAUGAAUCGGAAGGAGAAGAAUUCACAGUGAGAGAUGGCUACAUUCAUUAUGGGCAGACUGUCAAACUUGUGUGCUCCGUUACUGGCAUGGCACUCCCAAGACUGAUAAUUCGAAAAGUAGAUAAGCAGACAGCAUUAUUGGAUGCAGAUGAUCCAGUAUCACAGCUCCAUAAAUGUGCAUUUUACCUUAAAGACACUGAGAGAAUGUAUUUGUGCCUUUCCCAGGAGAGAAUAAUCCAAUUUCAAGCCACUCCAUGCCCAAAAGAACCAAAUAAAGAAAUGAUUAAUGAUGGAGCUUCUUGGACAAUCAUUAGCACAGAUAAAGCAGAGUACACAUUUUAUGAGGGGAUGGGACCUGUCCAUGCUCCAGUGACACCUGUGCCUGUUGUAGAAAGUCUUCAAUUGAAUGGCGGCGGGGAUGUAGCAAUGUUGGAACUUACAGGACAGAAUUUCACUCCAAAUUUACGUGUCUGGUUUGGGGAUGUGGAAGCCGAAACUAUGUACAGAUGUGCAGAGAGCAUGCUAUGUGUUGUUCCAGAUAUUUCUGCAUUUCGAGAGGGUUGGAGGUGGGUCCGUCAACCAGUCCAAGUUCCAGUAACUUUGGUCCGUAACGAUGGCAUAAUUUACUCCACCAGCCUUACCUUUACAUACACACCAGAACCAGGGCCACGACCACACUGCAGUGCUGCUGGAGCAAUCCUCAGAGCCAACUCAAGCCUCAUGGCUUCCAGUGAAACAAAUGCAAACAGCGAGGGAAGUUACACAAAUGUCAGCACAAAUCCAACCAACGUCACAUCAUCUACAGCAACUGUAGUUUCCUAACUACCGUUGUUUGUUUGGACUUUAACUGACUUUCAAGUGCUACGUUCAAGAGAACUGAACAAUUUUUGUGGUUUCAUGGGAAAACACCUUUCCAUUUUAGGUGAUGAUAUUUCGAACCUGGUUACCUGCAAGUGCUAAUCUUAAAUAUAGAAGCCACAAUAAAAAAAAAAAAAA
Molecule: messenger RNA, 1772 nt
Organism: Meleagris gallopavo (turkey)
Lineage: Eukaryota; Metazoa; Chordata; Aves; Galliformes; Phasianidae
Gene: RBPJ
Product: recombination signal binding protein for immunoglobulin kappa J region
Biological process (GO): regulation of transcription by RNA polymerase II
Cellular component (GO): nucleus
Molecular function (GO): DNA-binding transcription activator activity, RNA polymerase II-specific; RNA polymerase II cis-regulatory region sequence-specific DNA binding
Source: RefSeq, a predicted model, not a curated record